AUGCGACUGGUGUCUACACCACAGCCUUCCCUGAAAGGGGAUGUUCUGGAAGGACAGAAAAGCUUUCCAAAGGACAACGACUCGUCCCACCGCCAUGUUCUUUCCGAUGGUUUCCAGUCUUCAGAACAUCAGUCAUCGUCCUCUCCAUCCGAAUCUCAGUUCUUGACCAUUGCAGGGCCGGCAUCCAAGCUCAAGGCGUAUCCGGCUUGCCUGUUCUGUCGAGGAGAAUCUGCAGCCACCAAUCCUCAAAGACGUCUUGGCAUCGCCCCCCUUGGCAACAUCUACUUUGGAGGUCAAAACUUUGGUGCCAUUUGCCCUCGCAACGGCAUCCCUCAUCUAACCCCCCAUUGUGAGCAAUGGAUACGAGAAAGAUGCGGACAAGAACCCAGGUUUCGCCAUCUAUUUUCUGGCAAUACACCUCGAUCCCAUUUCUCAGGGUCUGAUAUUGUCCCGACCUUUGUGUCAGUCCAGGCUCAAGUAAAGCAGCCUGGCCUUCCGGACAAAUGGAUCGUCCAUGGUCUUGUGUCUGCAUUUACAAACUCAGAAUUCAGUCUGGCCUUUCCACUCAUGAACCCGGUUCUCUUUGAAGAGACGAUACGGCUGGCAUACAGUCCAGACGAGAUGGAACCUCCGCUUGAGCGUGUUACCGCAAAAGCCUGCGUCCUCGCCUUCGUCUCCUUGGCUAGCUCCCAUUGUCCAAAUGCGAAUGGAGCACCAUAUGUUGACAUGGAUUCAUGUGCCAGAGAUGCGCAAAUCUUGCUGUCCGACAUCAUAGAGGACACGAGUAUCACGACGCUGCAAACAAUCCUAAUGCUGAUGCUACACGAGACACUUUGUGGCCGCCUGCAAGCGUCUUCCAUGUACCACGCCCUUGCCUGCAGAACAGUCUUUGCCCUUGGCGGACACACCGUCAUGCUACCAACGCCCAAAGAUCGUGAGCUCACAAUGGAGGAGCAUGAGGACCGUCAUCUUCGCCUGCUCUUUUGGCUUUGUUACGUGCUUGACAAGGACAUUUCUUUGCGAAACGGACAACCGCCAGCGAUUCCCGAUCAGUUCUGUGAUCUAACUCUCCCCGAAGGAUACGCCCAGAGCCGCUUCCUCCCCCGGCAACCGGGCCAGAUGCAGAACCCUUGGCUUCCCAGCGAUUUGAGGCUCAGUAUUCUUAAGUCAAAGGCUGUGCAGUCGCUCUACUCCCAUGCGUCUCUGCGAAAAUCCGAUGCCGAGCUGCUCAAGACAAUCAGGGAGCUGGACGAAGAGCUGGAAACGUGGCGCACCUCGAUUCCCGAAGCAUUUUCUCCCAAUCUCUCCGUUAAAAAUGACACCAGACUCGAGGGGGUGACAAGCAUGUCCAUCAACAUGCUCCUCAUCGAGCUGCAUCUCGACUAUCACUUCUUGCUGAACACGAUUCAUUGCGCGAGCAGUCGUUGCCUCACGAGAGGGAGCAGCGAUCCGCAACAAAUCUCCUUCGGUGUGCAGUCUAGCUUCGAUCUGUCCGUGGAGGCUAGCAGAUCGACCAUAAUAUACUUGAGCAUGUCGGCAAGCAGGCUUGCAGGAGAGGCAUUCUGGUUCUUCGUUUUCUACCCGCUAUCCGCACUGAUGAAUCUGUUUUUCAACAUCUUGCAAAACCCGGGCCACGCGCUCGCUGUCCAUGACAUGGAGCUUCUGGGCAAGACUUCUCAGAUUAUCCGGAGCAUGCCCAUUCGCAGGGUCACCUCUCACGAAACCGAGUACCUGACCAAGAUGGAUAACCUGGUAGCCGAGCUGUGCCGACUCAGCAAGUGUGCCAUCGAGAAGCACCAGGCGAUGCUUUCAUCCUAUCAGGCAGGCAAUGGCAUGUAG
This is a messenger RNA of Metarhizium brunneum ARSEF 3297, 1839 nucleotides long. RefSeq lists its product as uncharacterized. Lineage: Eukaryota; Fungi; Ascomycota; Sordariomycetes; Hypocreales; Clavicipitaceae. Gene Ontology annotation, molecular function: DNA binding; zinc ion binding. The record is from RefSeq and is a predicted model, not a curated record. Gene Ontology annotation, biological process: DNA-templated transcription.